GCGGGCGGGAAGUGUAAACACAAGAAAUAACAAAAAUAGCGCAACGGCUAAAGGAGCGUCCAGUGCCAAGCCAGGCAGGCGCCGCGCCCGGGCCGAGCCCCACCCGCCCAGUUCGCGGCCAAAACUCCCACCCCGCCUCAGAGUCUGCCGCGCCUGCGGGCCGACACUCCCAACUCCAUCUUCCCGGAGGCGGUGUGGCCGAGCCCCGCACCCAAUUGGCGGAAGCUGGGUCGGGUGUGUGCGCGCGCACAAAUGCCCGGAUGCGCCGCGACACCCCGCGCGCUCCCCUCCGGCGGUAGGGGGCGCGCACCGCGGCUAGCUUGGCUGCUCGUGGGCCGUGUCCGGCCCUGUGUGUCGGGAAAAUGGAGCAAGAAGCCGAGCCCGAGGGGCGGCCCCGACCCCUCUGACCGAGAUCCUGCUGCUUUCGCAGUCAGGAGCCCCGUCCCUCCCCGGAUUAGUGCAUUCGAGCGCCCAGUGCCCUGGCCCCGAGAGUGGAAUGGUCCCCGAGGCCCAGGGCGUCGUGCUUCCGCGGGCCCCGUGAAGGAAACUGGGGAGUCUCGAGGGACCCCCCGACUCCAAGCGCGAAAACCCCGGAUGGUGAGGAGCAGGCAGAUGUGCAAUACCAACAUGUCUGUACCUACUGAUGGUGCUGUAACCACCUCACAGAUUCCAGCUUCUGAACAAGAGACCCUGGUUAGACCAAAGCCAUUGCUUUUGAAGUUAUUAAAGUCUGUUGGUGCGCAAAAAGACACUUAUACUAUGAAAGAGGUUCUUUUUUAUCUUGGCCAGUAUAUUAUGACUAAACGAUUAUAUGAUGAGAAGCAACAACAUAUUGUAUAUUGUUCAAAUGAUCUUCUAGGAGAUUUGUUUGGCGUGCCAAGCUUCUCUGUGAAAGAGCACAGGAAAAUAUAUACCAUGAUCUACAGAAACUUGGUAGUAGUCAAUCAGCAGGAAUCAUCAGACUCAGGUACAUCUGUGAGUGAGAACAGGUGUCACCUUGAAGGUGGGAGUGAUCAAAAGGACCUUGUGCAAGAGCUUCAGGAAGAGAAACCUUCAUCUUCACAUCUGGUUUCUAGACCAUCUACCUCAUCUAGAAGGAGAGCGAUUAGUGAGACAGAAGAAAAUUCAGAUGAAUUAUCUGGUGAACGACAAAGAAAACGCCACAAAUCUGAUAGUAUUUCCCUUUCCUUUGAUGAAAGCCUGGCUCUGUGUGUAAUAAGGGAGAUAUGUUGUGAAAGAAGCAGUAGCAGUGAAUCUACAGGGACGCCAUCGAAUCCGGAUCUUGAUGCUGGUGUAAGUGAACAUUCAGGUGAUUGGUUGGAUCAGGAUUCAGUUUCAGAUCAGUUUAGUGUAGAAUUUGAAGUUGAAUCUCUCGACUCAGAAGAUUAUAGCCUUAGUGAAGAAGCACAAGAACUCUCAGAUGAAGAUGAUGAGGUAUAUCGAGUUACUGUGUAUCAGGCAGGGGAGAGUGAUACAGAUUCAUUUGAAGAAGAUCCUGAAAUUUCCUUAGCUGACUAUUGGAAAUGCACUUCAUGCAAUGAAAUGAAUCCCCCUCUUCCAUCACAUUGCAACAGAUGUUGGGCCCUUCGUGAGAAUUGGCUUCCUGAAGAUAAAGGGAAAGAUAAAGGGGAAAUCUCUGAGAAAGCCAAACUGGAAAACUCAACACAAGCUGAAGAGGGCUUUGAUGUUCCUGAUUGUAAAAAAACUAUAGUGAAUGAUUCCAAAGAGUCGUGUGUUGAGGAAAAUGAUGAUAAAAUCACACAAGCCUCACAAUCACAAGAAAGUGAGGACUAUUCUCAGCCAUCAACUUCUAGUAGCAUUAUUUAUAGCAGCCAAGAAGAUGUGAAAGAGUUUGAAAGAGAAGAAACACAAGACAAAGAAGAAAGUGUGGAAUCUAGUUUGCCCCUUAAUGCCAUUGAACCUUGUGUGAUUUGUCAGGGUCGACCUAAAAAUGGUUGCAUUGUCCAUGGCAAAACAGGACAUCUUAUGGCCUGCUUUACAUGUGCAAAGAAGCUAAAGAAAAGGAAUAAGCCCUGCCCAGUGUGUAGACAACCAAUUCAAAUGAUUGUGCUAACUUAUUUCCCCUAGUUGACCUGUCUGUAAGAGAAUUAUAUAUUUCUAACUAACCCUAAGAAUUUAGACAACAUGAAAAUUAUUUACAUAUAUCAAAGUGAGAAAAUGCUUCCAUCCACAUAGAUUCUUCUCUUUAGUAUAAUUGACCUACUUUGGUAGCAGAAUAGAGAAUACUUACCAUAAUUUGCAUUGAAUAUGUAGCUCAUCCUUUACCCCAACCCCUAAUUUUAAAUAAUUUCUAUUCUGUCUUAAAUGAGAAGUAUCUGUUGUUGUUGUUGUUGUUUUUUAAUAUAUGUAUAUGGCAUUUAAAUGUAACUUAUUAAUUUUUUUUGGAGAUGGAUUCUCGCUGUGUCGCCCAGGCUGGAGUGCAGUGGCGCAAUCUCGGCUCACUGCAAGCUCCGCCUCCCAGGUUCACACCAUUCUCUUGCCUCAGCCUCCGGAGUAGCUUGGCCUACAGGCAUCUGCCACCACACCUGGCUAAUUUUUUGUACUUUUAUUGUAAGAGACAGGGUUUCACCAUGUUAGCCAGGAUGGUCUCAAUCUCCUGACCUCAUGAUCUGCCCACCUCAGCCUCCCAAAGUGCUGUGAUUACAGGCGUGAGCCACCGCACCCGUCCUAAAUGUAACUUAUUUAGUACCUUUGAUGUAAAGAGAAAAUGUGUGAAAGAUUUAGUUUUGUUUUUUUUUUUUUUUUUGAGAUGAGUCUAUUACCCAGGCUGGAGUGCAGUGUCAUGAUCUUACAGUCUCUGCUUCCCAGGUUCAAGCCAUUCUUCUGCCUCAGCCUCUGGAGCAGCUGGGAUUACAGGCAUGCACCACCACGACCAGCUAAUUUUUGUAUUUUUAGUAGAGACAGGGUUUUGCCAUGUUGGCCAGGCUGGUCACGAACUCCUGACCUCAUGUGAUCCACCCGCCUCGGCCUCCCAAAAUUCUGGGAUUACAGAUGUGAGCCGCCAUGUCCAGCCAAGAACUAGUAUUUAAAUUUUCGACACACUUUUUUUUUGAGACGGAGUCUUGCUCUGUCACCCAUGCUAGAAUGCAGUGGAGUGAAAUCGGCUCACGGCAACCUCAGCCUCUGGGUUCAAGCUAUUCUGCCUUAGCCUCCCAAGUAACUGGAUUACAUGUGUCACCAUGCCAGCUGAUUUUUUUGUAUUUUUUGUGAAGAUGAGGUUUCACCAUGUUGGCCAGGCCGAUCUUGAACUCCUAAACUCAAGUGAUCUACCCACUUCAGCCUCCCAAAAUGCUGGGAUUACAGGUGUGAGGAACUGCACCUGGCCCCAGAUUUUUGAUACUCUUAAACCUUCUGAUCCUUAGUUUCUCCAAAAUACUCUUUCUAGGUUUUAAAAAAAAAAAAAAAAAAAAAAAAAGGCUCUUAUAUUUGGUGCUAUGUAAGUGAAAAUGUUUUUUAGGUUUUCUUGCUUUAACAAUAGAGACAGGGUCUCCCUAUGUUGCCCAGGCUGAUCUUGAACUCCUGGGCUCAAGAGAUCCUCCUGUGUCGGCCUCCCAAAGUGCUAAGUAGGAUUACAGUUGUGAGCCACCACACCCAGCUGUAAAAAUGUACUUAUUUUCCAGCCUCUUUUUGUAUAAACCGUAGUAAGGGAUGGGAGUAAUGAUGUUAUCUGUGAAAAUAGCCACCAUUUACCCAUAGGACAAAACUUGUUAAAGCAUCCUGAGUCUAACUUAGUACAUCAGGCCCUUUUUCACACAAAAAAAUCCUUUUUGGGAUUUAAUGGAAUCUGUUGUUUCCCCCUAAGUUGAAAAACAACUCUAAGACACUGUAAAGCACCUUCUUGGCCUGGGUUACAUAGUUCCCAGCCUAGGUUUCAGACUUUUGCUUAAGGCCAGUUUUAGAAACCCGUGAAUUCAGAAAAGUUAAUUCAGAAAUUUGAUAAACAGAAUUGUUAUUUAAAAACUAACUGGAAAGAUGGUAAGUUCUUAAUUAUUCAGAAAUGAUGCAUCGUUUUCCUUCAAGAAUGACAUGGUCAGAAUGUGGAAUUCCAAGAUACCUCUUGACUUCCUCGCAAGCUCUGUGUUUGCUCAGUGGAGGCCCAUCCCAGCUCAGCAUGUGUACUGAGAAGUGUUCGUUUCUUUGGGGCCCAUCUACCCUGACCACAUUAUGAUGUUCAUCUGCAGCUGUUGCAAGGUGUUCAGAUUGUGUAAAUACAAAUGGUAUAAACACUUGAAAAGAAGCGCAAUCCUCCAAAGGUUAUGUGGACUCAAGCAUUCUGUAAAGCAACUAUUAUUAAUGAGCUUACAGUGGAUACUUCAUUUGAAUUUGAAAAAUACAGAAACAAGCCUGUGAAAUACCAGCAAGAGCUAUGGAAUAAAACUACUGAUGCGGUGAAGACAGUUGAAAAGAUCAGAUGCCAAGCUAAAUGUGUAAUGAACAAAUUGAAGAAAAAUAAAGGACUACAGAAAGUUCAGGACAUCAAAGAAAUUAGACAAAACUCAUCUUGACCCCUCUUGCAGGCAAAGGAAAGCAGCUGGAAGAAAAGAUGAUACAGCAGUUACAGCAGGAUGCAGACGUGGCAGAGGUUUCUUAAAAAUCUCAUUGUCUAUAACCUUUUCUAUAUUUACAUUUGAAAAUCUCCUUUGGAGACUUAGAACCUCUAAAUUAUUGACUUAUUUUUCAUAUAAGGUCACUCAAAUGAAAGGUGAUUAAAAAAUCAUCUACAUUGCUGUCUACAGGAUGUCGGAUAAUAUGGAUGUUUGAUUGCAUCUCAUUGUUAACUCUUAUAGAUAUGUUUGUAAAUACAGAAGUGAAACGUGGACAUAAAAUAGUUAACACUAUUUGGUUAAUGGUACUAGGCAACAUUUAUGUAAUGACAUUCAAAAAUUUGUGGCUAGUGAUAUAUAUAAAGUAAAAUUUUCUUUGCAGUAAAAUAUGCCCUUUAUUAUAGAAGGGAAGAUAUAAGGAGUCAAUAGUUUGUAUGAAAAUAGCUCAAAUAAUAUCUUCUUCUUCUUUCUUAUUUUGGUUUAUUAGCAUCUUAGAACAAAAUCGCCUUAUAUAAUGAAGCCUAGUUAUGCUGGACUGUUUUGACCUCUUAAUUGUUCUGACAGAUAGCUGGGGGUGAGAGCCAAAUAACAUUUGCCUGAAAUGACUGACACUAUGUACUUUCUGCUUUGGCAAAUACUCAGUUCUAACUUGUGAUUCCUGGUAGAACAAGCGUUAUUUUUCGAGCCUAGCACUGAUCUGGAAGCAGAUAUUAUCUCGGUGCCUUUUACAAUUUGUUGUGUGUGUGUGUGUUUUUUUUUAAAAAGGCCACACAAUAAUUUUGGAAUACAUAAUAUGGGUAGAACAUCUGUCUGUUAUUUGCGCACAAAACCACUUUUAAUGGGUACAAAGUUAAAUUAGGAGGAGUACAUUCCAGCUGAAGUAUUAUCAACUCCAAAUAAAGCUUUGAGGACCUCCAAAGGUAAAAGUACUAAUCCCUUUGGCCAUUUAUUGAGAGAAGGAGACACAGUAGGGUGACUAUAGUUAAUGUAUUGAAUGUUCUUGCUACAAAUAAAUGAUAAAUGUUUGAGCUGAUGGGUGUGCUGAUUGCACUGAUUGAUACACAUUGUAUGUGAAAGUCAUACGCCAUAAAUAUUUACAAUUAUGUAUCAGUUUAACAUUUUAAAAAACAUUUCUAAUGUAAAAAGUACCUCUCAAACUGGAUUAGCUUCUUAGUUUAUAUUUAAAUAUGAAUCUUAAGUAAAAUAGUGAAAAUAACCAUCUUGAUUUAGUGUUUUUCUCUCAUGUGAAUUGUAUAUACUUAGGUGAGGACAAUAAAAUCAAUUGAACUGUAAGCUUAGAAUAGGACUGGGAUAAUUUUGCACAGCAGCUUUACUAAUGGUACAUUGUUGCUUCAAAACUCUCUCUCUCUCUCUCUCUCUCUCUCUCUCUCAAUAAACGGCCAAAGGGAUUAGUACUUUACCUUUGGAGGUCCUCAAAGCAUUAUUUGGAGUUGGUAAUAAUUCAGCUAGAACUUAGUAGAAGCUUUUUUCUUUUGGAGGUCCUCAAGGCAUUAUUUGGAGUUCAUAAUGCUGAAGCCUAUAACCAAGUAGAACCUUUCUUUUUCUGAGGAGUAUUGUAGCAUGUUAUUAUAAACAAAGUACACUUGAUAUAUAUAUGCAAUGACUGCUAUUUAUACAAAAUUGAAAUCUGCAAAUGGAAUCAACAUGUUUAUGGGUUAUUAAAAUUGUCUAAUUUCUUAGGUUCUUUGUAGUGCACGUGUUGAAAAUAAAUGAUUAAGUGA
Molecule: messenger RNA, 6307 nt
Organism: Piliocolobus tephrosceles (Ugandan red Colobus)
Lineage: Eukaryota; Metazoa; Chordata; Mammalia; Primates; Cercopithecidae
Gene: MDM2
Product: MDM2 proto-oncogene
Exons: 11
Coding region: 253-2088 (611 amino acids)
Biological process (GO): cell cycle; regulation of cell cycle; protein ubiquitination
Cellular component (GO): nucleus
Molecular function (GO): identical protein binding; ubiquitin protein ligase activity; p53 binding
Source: RefSeq, a predicted model, not a curated record